Messenger RNA from Odontomachus brunneus, 1657 nucleotides. Its product is annotated as general odorant-binding protein 69a-like. Lineage: Eukaryota; Metazoa; Arthropoda; Insecta; Hymenoptera; Formicidae. The coding region runs from base 1045 to 1485 and encodes 146 amino acids. The transcript is spliced from 6 exons. The record is from RefSeq and is a predicted model, not a curated record. Gene Ontology annotation, molecular function: odorant binding.
CGACAAGGGACGCGCUGUAUGACGAGAAACACAACUCGUACGAUCUUCCUGAUUAUAAUUCUAAAGAUAGAACUGUCGACAGUUGUCUAUAAAUAAUUUGGAUAUAUCUAAGAAAUAUUUUGCUUCAGCCAAAAAGAACAUAUAUACGUCGUCUAAAUUUACAAUGUAUCCGGUAUCCUACAAUUGAUUUUUUAAUAGAAUUUUAAUAAAACUCUAAUGAUCUUUUUCUUAAUUCUGCCAAUAUCACCAUGUACGCAAUUAUUUAUAUUUUUACUAAGAAUUCUAUCAGCGUCAGAAUUUUAAUCGAGGGGUAUCGACAUUGGCAGAGUUAAAAAAUAUAUUCUCAAAGUUUUAUAAAAACUAAAUUUAAAAAUUCAGUUAUAGGAUUCUAGAACAUUAUAAAUUUAAAUGAUAUUACAUACAUUUUGGCUCAACCAAAAUAUUUCCUAAAUAUUUUAAAGUUCAUUAAAUAUCUUUUACUUUCAUCCUAAAGUGAGACUACAAAAGAGCCGUUGCUUGUAUGGCGGCCAAUGAGUGCGCAAAUAAAUUUACAGCGAACUAAUGUAAUCCUGUACUAAAGUAACCUGUACAAACUAAAGACUCGCAAGGACUUCCUCCCUUUCCGGCUUCUUCCCAUCAGGUUUCGUUCCACCGUAUUAUCUCGCAGCGCCGAGCACGUAAUUAAUAAAUCCGUGAUAUUACUUGCGUAAUGUAUUUGCGAUCACGUCGCCCAUGACAUCCGGCCAUGACAAUGGCAGCCCUCGGUGUCGCUAUUUGCGCUAAGUAUCGCUAAUUACGUCGGCCGAACGAUAAUGUAGGCGUAUCAGGACGUGCCACCUCUGACAGAAAGUGAGAUCGAGAUUGACGGUUCUCCCUCUGUGAAGCCGUUCACUUUACUGUCUAUAAAAGCGGCCGGACACAUUUACACGCGACACGAUACUCCAAAAGAAGGUCCAGCUGCCAGAACCGGGGCCGUUGCACACGAACGCAGUACAAAGGGAAACGUAACAACUGGGAAAAGAUUAACGGGAUCGGUGCGUGAGGAUGAAGAACGUCAUUCUCUUUGUCUCGUUCGUUUUGGCGACGAGUCUCUUUUGGAAUGUCGACAGCAAAAGAAUGUCCUUUGAAGAGAUCAAAGAGACCUUGCAACCGGUGAGGAAAAUCUGUAUCGACAGGGUGGGCACCGAUCCGAAGAUGAUCGAUGAGGCGAACAAAGGUAACUUCGUGCCUGACCGGAAGCUGCAAUGCUACUUCAAGUGCAUGAUGGUGAUGACGCGAGUCAUGACGAAAGACGAUAAACUAGUGGAGAAAAUGUUUAUUAAUAUCGCGGAACUCAUGGUGGAAGAGAAAUAUACGGAACCAUUUAUGCAGACGAUAAUAAAUUGCAAGGAGAUUGCUUUACAGCCAUUGGAAGGAUGUGAACUGGCAUACGAAAUAUUGAAAUGUUUCUACGAAUAUAACCCAUCGCUCACGUUCUUGCCUUGAAGACAUCCGCCUUCGUAGAUCCUUCGGUACAUUCGAACGACCGAAAUGUUUUCUCGUCAACGCGAAGGUAAUUUGUUCAGUUUGUCGAAUAAAACAACGUAAAGCACCUGACAUUACUCGGCAUUGUACUUCAGAGUCAAGAAAUACACGAAAUACGUAUCCAUCACGUAAA